Messenger RNA from Staurois parvus, 1497 nucleotides. The record is from the annotation of a GenBank genome assembly. Lineage: Eukaryota; Metazoa; Chordata; Amphibia; Anura; Ranidae.
AUGGCGGACGAGCGGAGCGGGGGCCCGCGGGUGGUGCGGAUAGUCAAGUCCGAGUCCGGCUACGGCUUUAACGUGCGGGGCCAGGUCAGCGAGGGCGGCCAGCUGAGGAGCAUCAACGGGGAGCUGUACGCCCCGCUACAGCAUGUCAGCGCCGUACUACCGGGGGGAGCCGCCGACCGAGCCGGGAUCCGCAAGGGGGACCGGAUACUUGAGGUGAACGGCGUCAAUGUGGAAGGGGCCACCCACAAACAAGUGGUGGAUCUGAUCCGUGCCGGGGAGAAGGAGUUGGUCCUCACCGUUCUGUCCGUACCGCCACACGAAGCCGAGAACCUGGACCCCAGCGAUGACUCCUCAGGACAGUCCUUCUACGACUACACAGAGAAGCAGGCCGUGCCCAUCUCCAUCCCCACCUACAAGCAUGUGGAGCAGAACGGGGAGAAGUUUGUGGUUUAUAACGUCUACAUGGCCGGCAGGCAGCUGUGCUCCAAGCGGUACCGGGAAUUCGCCAUCCUGAACCAGAACCUCAAGCGGGAGUUUGCAAACUUCACCUUUCCCCGGCUACCGGGCAAGUGGCCCUUCUCCCUGUCUGAGCAGCAGCUGGACGCCAGGAGGAGGGGCUUAGAGGAAUACCUGGAGAAAGUGUGCUCCAUACGGGUGAUCGGGGAGAGUGACAUCAUGCAGGAGUUCCUGUCCGAGUCGGACGAGAAUUACAACGGCGUGUCCGAUGUGGAGCUCCGCAUAGCAUUACCGGACAAGACCACCGCCACUGUCCGCGUGAAGAAGAACAGCACCACCGACCAGGUGUACCAGGCCCUCGCCGCCAAGAUCGGAAUGGAUGGCAUCACCGCCAACUACUUCGCCCUGUUUGAGGUCAUUAAUCAUUCCUUUGUCAGGAAGUUGGCCCCCAAUGAGUUCCCUCACAAGCUGUAUGUACAGAACUACACCUCGGCGGUGCCCGGGACCUGCCUCACCGUGCGCAAAUGGCUGUUCACCACCUCCGAGGAGUCGCUGCUGAAGGACAACGACUUGGCCGUCUCCUUUUUCUUCCACCAGGCGGUGGAUGACGUCAAACGCGGGUAUAUUAAGGCCGACGACAAAGCGUACCAAUUACAGAAGCUCUGUGAGCAGCGGAAGAUGUUAAUGUACCUGAACAUGUUACGGAGCUGCGAAGGCUACAAUGAGAUCAUUUUCCCGCACUGCUCCUGCGACUCCCGCCGGAAGGGCCACGUCAUCACCGCCAUCAGCAUCAAGCACUUCAAACUCCUCGCCUGUACGGAGGAGGGGCAGCAGGAGAACCAGGUGAUCGCCUUUGAGUGGGACGAGAUGCAGCGGUGGGACACGGACGAGGAGGGGAUGGCGUUCUGCUUCGAGUACGCCCGGGGGGAGAAGAAGCCUCGAUGGGUGAAAAUCUUCACUCCAUAUUAUAAUUACAUGCACGAAUGCUUUGAGCGGGUGUUCUGCGAGCUGAAGUGGAGGAGAGAGGUAAUUCCAUUGUGA